Molecule: messenger RNA, 1446 nt
Organism: Tyto alba (common barn owl)
Lineage: Eukaryota; Metazoa; Chordata; Aves; Strigiformes; Tytonidae
Product: butyrophilin subfamily 2 member A1-like
Exons: 11
Molecular function (GO): protein binding
Source: RefSeq, a predicted model, not a curated record
AUGACCAGGCAACAAGACACUGAAGUGAACCUGGAUAUGAUGUAUCUCAACUGUGGUGGCCAUGAUCCAUUGCUUGUCUUGGAUGGUUAUGAGGAUGAUGGUAUUCGACUCAAAUGUUUCUCUGAGAGGUUGUUUGCUGAAGUCCAGGUGUUGUGGACAGAUGGUAGAGGAGACAAUGUCACUGGGACUCCUCUCACCACUGGCACCAACACUGUUGAUGCCAGCAGCUCCAUCAUUCUAAAACCAGGAUCUGGAAACUCUGUGUCCUGCAAAAUAAUUGAUAAACUACUGAAAACAUCAACAGAAUCUUCAGUUGUCAUUGCAGAUGUCUUCUUUCCUGCCACCUCCCCUUGGCUGACAGCUUUUGUCGUGAUCCUGAUCUUGAGCAUAUUCCUGGUUAUCUCUGCAAUUUAUAAACUCAGAAAGAACAAGAAGACAAUUACUCGUGAAAAAAAGGAGGAGGAGAGCUUUCAGAACGAAAAUAAGGAUAUGAUGGUCAAAAUUGAAAAAAUCCAGAAUGAACUGGAGUUCAGGAGAGCUCAUAGCAAAGCAGUUAAUAUCACUCUGGAUGAGAACUGCAAACAUCCCAGACUCACCAUUAAGGAGAAAAACAGAGUCAUGUCCACCACCCAGGAAGAGAUCCUGAGUAAAGUGGUGGUGGUAGCUACUGAAGGAUUUUCAGAAAAGAAACAUUACUGGGAGGUGGAGGUGGGGGACAAGUCAGAGUGGGAGCUGGGUGUAGUGUGUGAGGGAAAUAGGAAUGCACUGAGAAGCAGCAUGAUGAAUACCUUCCUAAAGGAGAAUUUAUUCAGUCUACAUUUUUCUAAAGGAAAAUACAGCUUAACUGGUGGGAAGGCUGUAAAAUAUUACAAACCCUGCAGUGUGGUAGGUGUUUUCCUGGAUCAGGAACUUGACAUGCUUUCAUUUUUUGAUGUUGAAGAAAAGUGCCUUCUCGAGUCUCUACCUCUACCACAAAAAAGUGUGUUUUCUGGGAAUCUGUACCCAUUCUUCAGUCCAGGCUCUGAUGGCAAAUGGUAGGGUGUACGCCCUGUUUUCUGUAAUGGGCGAAUCAAAUCAGAAAUAAGUGAUGGGAGGUAUAAGGGUCGAACAGAACUGUCCUCCAUUGAACUAAAUCGUGGGAACUUGUCUCUAGUGCUGAAAAAUGUCACGUACACUGCCAAAGGAGAAUACAUCUGCAGCCUGAACUCUGAAAGCUGGCAUGAUGAAACUGUGGUGGAACUGGAUGUGACAGGCCAAUUCCACAUCCUUCCUCCAAACAACCCAAUCAUCAGCCUCAUUGGGGAAGAUGUCAUUCUGCCUUGCCAGUUGUCACUCUCUGGUUUUCCCAGGAGCAUCACAGUUCAGUGGGUCGCCCUACAGCCUUUCAAGUCACUGAAGGAGAUCUCCUAUAAUGAAGCAGUCAAAGAUAGCUGGCUAGAGGAAUGA